GUAGCAAUGUCGAGUAUUGUAUCAGAAAACAAAGCUCUCCGGUUUGGAGUUAUAGGACCUGCUGGGUUUGGCGGUUCAUAUCUCUGUCUCGAGCUAAUCAAUCGAGGUCAUCAUGUCGUGGGAAUAUCGCGAAACCCGGGCAAGCUAGGAUCACACGAACGCUACACGUCGAUUUCUGCCGAUGUCUCUACGCAAGGCAUCAAAGAGCUUGCACUUGUAUUUGAGAACCUAGAUGUGGUGGUGAACGAGUAUGGCCCACAUUCCGCUGGAGCUGACGCCCUGCAGUAUAUGCCGUACCUCGAGGUCACUCGCAAAAUCAUUCUCGCUAUCAAAUUAGCGAAAGUCAAGUAUUUCAUCAUGGUGGGAGGUUGUGGAAGUCUACUCAUGCCUGGGAACAACUAUGAAAGUGUUUUGGAAAACAAGGGCUGGUGGCUCGCAUACAGGCGUGCAAUAGCUGACAGCGAAGCCCACACCUCGUAUAUGGAAGAAAGACUUGGACCCAUGGGAACUGGGUUGCGCAAAUACAGAAUUGCGCGUCUCGCUCAGCGAACUGGAGAGGGAACGGCAGAGACCAAACAGAUUAUCGAGGACUAUGAGGGAUACGUUCGUCGCAACGACCGAGCAUUGGAAUUUAUUACUGGCUGUCGAACAAGCUUCAUGUUUUUUGAUGGGAAUACGUCCUUCCGCUGGACCUUUGUCUCGCCGUCGGCUUUGUAUCGUCCUGGUAAAAGGACUGGGAACUUCGAAAUACGUUUUGAUGAGUUGCCCCUUAAGGGGGAUGAGAAGGAUCCAACAAAUCUUGACGAUCGAUUACACGGAAUCUCUGCUGCCGACCUUGCAAUUGCGAUUGCGGACGAGGGAGAACUUCAGACAAAGUGUUGGAGACACUGGUCUGCAUUUGCCGAUUUGGCUGAUGACACCCCCACCCCCAGCUAUGUUACAUUGAUUCCAAGCUCACAUAUUUAA
This is a messenger RNA of Pseudogymnoascus verrucosus, 966 nucleotides long. RefSeq lists its product as uncharacterized. NCBI's taxonomy places the organism in Eukaryota, Fungi, Ascomycota, Leotiomycetes, Thelebolales, Thelebolaceae. The record is from RefSeq and is a predicted model, not a curated record. The coding region runs from base 7 to 966 and encodes 319 amino acids. The transcript is spliced from 2 exons.